Emiliania huxleyi CCMP1516 is the source of this 2309-nucleotide messenger RNA. RefSeq lists its product as hypothetical. The coding region runs from base 38 to 2122 and encodes 694 amino acids. The record is from RefSeq and is a predicted model, not a curated record. The transcript has 2 exons. Gene Ontology annotation, molecular function: ATP binding; ATP hydrolysis activity. Lineage: Eukaryota; Haptophyta; Isochrysidales; Noelaerhabdaceae.
GACCGAACCACACACACGAGUCCACGAGUCUCGACUGAUGGAGUGCACGAACCCUGCUCGCGAGCCGCUCUCGCCGCUUCCAAAGACACAGACUCGGACGACGCCAGCACGCGUCCGUCUCUCUCGCAACGACGGCUCGCGCGUCGCCAACGUCUACGCAACAAGCCCUCUCGCGACGCUUGCCGACUUCCGCAAGCUGAUGGUGGCGCAGCUCGGCGAGCAUGGCGAGAGCCUGACCUUCGUCGUCGACGGCGCUCCCAUCACGGAAGCGCAGGAGCAGUUUGAGCCGUUCGAGCUCGGCCAUGAUGUCACCGUGCUCAAGGCGGAGACGAACGACGUCGGCGACACGAACCACAAGACUGAGAAGAGCAAGGCCGAGAAGAGCGACAAGAAGCAAAAGGAGAAGAGCGAGAAGAAGGCCAAGGAGGACGCCGCUUCCGUAGGCGAGCAGGCCGGGCACUUUCGCGUCAACCGCAAGCAGGUCAAGCAGGUGGACUGCUCGGGCCGACCCACCGGUGAGACCGAGGAGGUGGUCGAGGUGACCAUCGUCGGCGCGGCGCUCAAGGAGGCACUGCGCCGCAUCACGCAGCUGUCGCUCUUCUACGAGGCGGAGCCGACCAUCACCGCCGUGGCUUUGCUCCCGCACAUCGCCACCAUCAAAGAGGGCACCUCCUCCCUGCCUCCUCCCACGCGCCCCGGCCUGUCGGCGCUCGCAUGCUUCCUCGACGCCGAGUUUGCGGCGACCAAGGCCAAGGUGGAGGCGAUGCUCGAGAAGGGCGUGGUCUCGUUCGACGCGCUCUGGUUCCUCUUCCCCAAGUCGACAAAGUUUGUGGCGACCGUUGACGAGUGCAUGAUUGGUUCCAUCGUGGACGAGGCGCACUACUCGCGCUCCUUCUUCUCCAACGACUUUGUCGUCUCCGCGCAGCUCGUGCGCACCAACGGGCGGAGCAUCACGAUGGUCAAGCGCAACUUCAGCAUCGGCUCCUUCCGCGGCACCAUCCCCAUCUCGGACCUGGCGCUGCGCCCCAUCACCGACGCGGAGCAGGCAAAGCUGACGGCACGCGGGCGCGUCUUCCGGGAGCACGCCCUCGGCUGCCACUACCUCUCCUACUCGGGCGCGGGCUUCCGCAAGAGCUGGUUCUGCACGACGCGGUUCAAGGCGGACGGGCGGGUGGUCGUCGACGGCGCCAACUUUGCCCGCUUCAACCCCAACUACGACAUGGGGAUGAGCAACCGGCGAGGCGACGAGUCGAGCGCGCUCGGCGACGCUGGCAUCGAGGACGCGAUGCUGUGGCGCUGCUGGCACAGCCUGCACGGCUUCUCGCUCUCGGCGAAGAAGUGGCUCGAGCUGCGCGUCGAGGGCCUGAACCCGGUCAAGUUCGACGACGACGCCUUUGGCCGCCUGGUCCUCUCGGAGGAGCGCAAGGGGCUCGUGCGCGCGCUCGUCACCCAGGGCGGCAGCUCGGCGGGCAGCAACUUCAACGACAUCAUCUCCGGCAAGGGGGGCGGCUGCAUCUUUCUGCUCCAUGGGACGCCCGGGACUGGCAAGACGCUGACGGCCGAGGCGAUUGCGGAGCUGCUUCACCGGCCCCUCUACUCUGUCGGCGUCGGCGAGCUCGGCGUCUCGUGCUCAGAGCUCGAGGAGAAGCUGCGCGAGAUCCUCGAGGUCGCGUCGGCGUGGGACGCGGUUGUUCUCAUCGACGAGGCGGACAUCUUCCUCGAGCGGCGCUCGGAGAACGACAUCCACCGCAACGCGAUGGUGGGCGUCUUCCUUCGCCUCCUCGAGUACCAUCAGGGUGUCCUGUUUCUCACUACCAAUCGCGUCCGCUCCUUUGACGACGCCUUCCACUCGCGCAUCUCUGUCGCGCUGCGGUACGAGGCGCUCGGCAAGCCGGCACGCGCCGAGGUGUGGGCAAACCUGCUCGGCGCGGCAGGGAUCGGCGAGCUCGACCCAUCGGCACUCGCCGACUACGAGCUCAACGGCCGCCAGAUCAAGAACACCAUCCGGCUGGCACAGUCCCUGGCGGCGAGCGAGGGCGUCGGCGUGAGCGCCGAGCACGUCGCGCGCACCGUCGGCGUGACGGCGCAGUUCCAAAAGGAGAUGCAGGGGCCCGAGUGCUAGGCGCCGGGUGCCGGCGCGCUAUGGCUGCGUGGUUCGCGGAAGGCUGAGUGAGGGGCGCACGGGGAGGACCACGUGUGCCCACAGCCCGAGCUUGAGAUUCGGGAGACGACACGAAGUGGGGAAGUCGUGGUGAUGACUGAUGAGAAACGUGUGUGCCCUUUUGUUGAUCAUGCAGUUGAGUACACGG